Messenger RNA from Drosophila grimshawi, 972 nucleotides. RefSeq lists its product as uncharacterized. NCBI's taxonomy places the organism in Eukaryota, Metazoa, Arthropoda, Insecta, Diptera, Drosophilidae. The coding region runs from base 104 to 907 and encodes 267 amino acids. The transcript is spliced from 5 exons. The record is from RefSeq and is a predicted model, not a curated record.
AUAAUAGUCAUAGUACACAUCGAGCAUACUCAAAUACAGAAUAACGAGAAAACUUUUCAAAAUACAUACACACACCCACUUACACGCGUAAAGAAGACAUACAAUGGCCGACAAUCGUGGUGAAUACAAACGCGAACGACGAAAAUUCUCAUGCUUAACAUAUGCAGUAACAGCCACAUUCUUAUUACUGGCAUUAUUGCAAUGGUAUUUGUUUCACUUUGUUGUGGAAAUAAAUAGUUAUUUUUUUCAACAUGCCUGGAUUGGCAUCAUAUUCUUUGUGCUUAGUCUGGUGUUGAUCCUAAUCUUCAUCUUCUUUGAGGAUUUGCGCUUCUUUACGCCUGGCAAUUGGAUAUUUGCCUUUCUAAUCUUUGAGUGCAUUGUUAUCGGAGUUACAUCGCUGAUUGUACGUCACUAUAAAUAUCAUUAUUUGCUGAGUUUCAUCAUUUGGACUCUUGUGCUAAUCAUAUUCCUCUUAAUUGGCACUUUUCUGCCGCGUGACUUGACGCUGGAUGUUGUGGUGCUCGUAAUAAUUGGAAUUGUAUGCAUUAUUGGAGCCAUUUAUUUUCUAAUGCUCCACAUUGUCGCAAAUGUGCCUUAUUCUUUUUUUGCCUGUCGAGCUUUCCUUGUACUUAGCAUUGUAAUUUUCGUCAUGUAUCAUGCACAAAUUAUCAAUGGUGGUCGCUUUGCUGAGAUUCGGGAUAAGGAUUAUUUGCUUGCUGCUUUAAUAUUAUUCUACGAUUUUCUGAUGAUGUAUCUAUUUACAUUCCAAUUGGCACCCAAAUGGUCAGAUGAUUGUGAUGCGAACAAGAAUGUGACAAGUGUGCUGGUAGUCGAUUCGCAUCUGACAAAAACAACCACAAGCGAAAUGGAUCGCUUAGCCGAUCGAAUUUCAGGUGAUGGCGAUUGAGUUUUUCAAAAAUUUCUGUUUAAAUUUACGCGGUCAAAUAAAAGUGCAACUCUUUGCAAUGUGAA